UUCCUGGAGGCCCACAGCUCCUCUGAUGUGACCAUUGGUCCACGUUUGUUUCUGUCAUGUCCGAUGGAUGUGGACGGUUCUCGUGUUUGGUUCACUGACCUGUGGAAUUAUUCCAUCAUCCCCUACAUGCUGGAGGCUGUGAGAGAAGGCUUACAGCUAUACGGCCGCAGAGCUGCAUGGGAGGAUCCUGCGCUGUGGGUUCUGGAAACUUUUCCAUGGGCAGCUUCUCAUCAACACCCUGAUUGGCCAGCUUUGCUGCAGCUCCGCCCAGAGGACGUGGGCUUCGAUGGAUACUCUGCCUCCAGAGAGGGCCUUAACAAACAGAGUACUCAGAGUGACAGUGAUGCCGACCCACUG
Sinocyclocheilus rhinocerous is the source of this 357-nucleotide messenger RNA. Its product is annotated as neuron navigator 2-like. NCBI's taxonomy places the organism in Eukaryota, Metazoa, Chordata, Actinopteri, Cypriniformes, Cyprinidae. The transcript is spliced from 3 exons. The record is from RefSeq and is a predicted model, not a curated record. The annotation marks the transcript as partial. Gene Ontology annotation, biological process: neurogenesis; nervous system development.